Molecule: messenger RNA, 576 nt
Organism: Hirsutella rhossiliensis
Lineage: Eukaryota; Fungi; Ascomycota; Sordariomycetes; Hypocreales; Ophiocordycipitaceae
Product: hyoothetical protein
Exons: 2
Coding region: 1-576 (191 amino acids)
Molecular function (GO): S-adenosylmethionine-dependent methyltransferase activity
Source: RefSeq, a predicted model, not a curated record
AUGGCGGCCGACUUUGACAAACGGAGCUACUGGCACGAGCGAUUCACAUCCGAAACCUGCACCUGGAUCGGCUCGACCCGUCCUCCACCCGGGUCCUCCACCCGGAUCCUCCACCUCGGCUCCGGCACCAGCUACCUGCACAAUCAUCUGCGCCGCCGGGGCUUCCUCGAUGUCACCAACCUCGACUACGAGCCGCUCGCCGCCCAGCGCGGCCGCCAGCUCGAGGAUGCGGCAUUUGACGGCGACGUCAAGAUGCGAUACGUCCUCGCCGACGCCACCCAGCUCAGCCCCGGCCGCAACCUGGGCGCCCACAGCAUGUUCGACCUCGUCAUCGACAAGAGCACCUUCGACGCCGUCUCGUGCGGCGGUGAGUCCCCUUUUCUGCGCAUGGCUCACGGUAUCAAGGCCUAUAUGGCUCCAGGGGCAGUCUGGCUCUCUCUCAGCUACUCCUCGUCGGGCUUCAACGUCGAGCGUCUGCCCUUUGAUGUCGAGGUCAUGGCCAAGCUUCACACGCCCAAGCGCAAGGCUACCGACCCUGACAUUUACCACUGGUGCUAUUGCUUGCGCCCCAAAUAA